Molecule: messenger RNA, 3793 nt
Organism: Heterocephalus glaber (naked mole-rat)
Lineage: Eukaryota; Metazoa; Chordata; Mammalia; Rodentia; Bathyergidae
Source: RefSeq, a predicted model, not a curated record
GCGGGCGAAGGGCCCGGGGCCUUCGGCAGCGGAAGAGGCCGCUGAGCGGGCGAGCCCCAUGGUGGUGGCCUGUAGGAGCUGCAGACCCACUCGCUCCGGCCUCCCUUGCAGGCCCCGACCCCUUGGGACUUUGCGCGGCAAAGGUCAGGCCCGCCAUCACCCCAGCCCAGGCCUAGUAGCUUCCAGGAGGCGCGUGCGGGACAGAGGCCCUGCCGGGAAGCUGGCCCCCAGCCCCAUGCAGUCCUGCCUGUUGGAGGUGUGGAAACGGCUCGGGCGCUUGGGGACCUCGUGGAAAUGAGCACAGCUCUGGUGUUACAAGGUGGCGGCCCUCCUGGGCAGCGGGUUUCCUCCUGAGAACUGGCCUUCAAGACUUACGUGUCUGUUGUCGGUCAGAACAGGUGUUAGGCUCAAAAGCUACUACGGGGAGAUUGGGACAGAGUCCCACAGAGUCAGCAUCAGCUUUGGAGGUCAAGAACUGCAUGAACCUGCCCCCGGAUAAGGUGCAGCUGCUGAGCCAGUACGAUGACGAGAAGAAGUGGGAGCUCAUCUGCGACCAGGGCAGCUCUGCCCGGCCCGCUGCCCACCUGUCCACCUCCGCAGGAGCGGUUUCAAGUCAAGAACCCCCCCGAAGCCUACAUCCAGAAACUGAAGAGCUACCUCGAUGUUGGGGGGGUCGGCCGCAAGGUCGCAGCGGACUGGAUGUCCAACCUGGGGUUUAAGAGGCGCAGCCAGGAGUCCACGCAGGUGCUUCGGGAGCUGGAGACCUCCCUGAGGACCAACCACAUUGGGUGGGUGCAGGAGUUCCUCAACAAGGAGAACCGUGGCCUGGAUGUGCUCCUCGAGUACUUGGCCUUUGCUCAGUGCUCUGUCACGUACGACGUGGAGAGUACGGACAGUGGGGAGAAGAGCGAGAAGAGCAAGCCCCUGGAGCAGUCGGUGGAGGACCUCAGCAAGGGGCCGCCCCCCUCGGUGGCACGGAGUCGCCACCUGACCGUCAGGUGUCCCCCUUCUCCCCGGCUGACCCCCGUGCACAGCAGGAAGACGCUGCGAGGUUCGCGCCUCGUCAGCCAGAAGGACGACGUCCACGUGUGCAUCAUGUGCCUGCGCGCCAUCAUGAACUACCAGUCUGGCUUCAGCCUCGUCAUGAACCAUCCAGCCUGCGUCAACGAGAUCGCGCUGAGCCUCAACAACAACAGCCCCAGAACCAAGGCUCUCGUGCUGGAGCUCCUGGCAGCCGUGUGCCUGGUGCGGGGAGGGCACGACAUCAUCCUCUCGGCGUUCGACAACUUCAAAGAGGUGUGCGGGGAGCAGCACCGCUUUGAAAGGCUGAUGGAAUAUUUCCACAAGGAGGACAGCAACAUCGACUUCAUGGUGGCCUGCAUGCAGUUCAUCAACAUCGUGGUGCACUCGGUGGAGAACAUGAACUUCCGAGUCUUCCUGCAAUACGAGUUCACGAACCUGGGCCUGGACCUGGACCUGGAGAGGCUCCGGCUCACGGAGAGCGACAAGCUGCGGGUGCAGAUCCAGGCCUACCUGGACAAUGUCUUCGACGUAAGCGCGCUGCUAGAGGACACGGAAACCAAGAACGCCCUGCUGGAGCACAUGGAAGAGCUGCAGGAGCAAACGACGCAGCUGACGGAGCGGCUGCGGGACGCGGAGAACGAGUCCAUGGCCAAGAUCGCCGAGCUGGAGAAGCAGCUGAGCCAGGCGCGCAAGGAGCUGGAGACGCGGCGGGAGCGGGUGGGCGAGGCGCUCCCCGCGCACGCGCCUUCGGCGCUGGAGCUGAAGCUGGGGGAGCUGGAGGCGCAGGGGCUUCUGCAGGUUGCUGCAACUCUCGGGGCGCCGGCCGGGCCCCCCCGCCCAGAGUCGUCGCCAGGAGCAGCGCGGACCCCGCCGCUGCCGCUGCCGCCACCCGGACCCCCUCCCCCGCCGGAAGCGCCGCCUCUCCCGGGAGGCCCGGAGCCCCCGCCCGCGCCGCCUCUGCCCCCUCCCGUGACCGAGGGGCUGGUGCCGCCGCCGCCCCCGCCGCCGCCGCCGCCCCCGCCCCCUCCCGUGACCGAGGGGCUGGUGCCGCCGCCGCCACCGCCUCCUGGAAGCCUCCCGGACGCCCCGGGUGGGCCGGGUGCAGAGACCGGCCUGGGCGUGAAGGCCAGGAAGCCCGUGCAGACCAAGUUCCGGAUGCCGCUGCUGAACUGGGUGGCUCUGAACCCCAGCCAGAUCUCCGGCACCGUCUUCACUGAGCUUGACGACGAGAAGGUGCUGCAGGAACUGGACAUGAGUGACUUCGAGGAGCAGUUCAAGACCAAGUCGCAGGGUCCUAGCCUGGACCUCAGCGCCCUUAAGGGUAGAGCCACACAGAAGGGUCCUAGCCAGGCCACGCUCAUUGAGGCCAACCGGGCCAAGAACCUGGCCAUCACCCUGCGCAAGGGCAACCUGGGUGCCGACCGCAUCUGCCAGGCCAUUGAGACGUACGACCUGCAGGCUCUGGGGCUGGACUUCCUGGAGCUGCUGACCCGCUUCCUGCCCACGGAGUAUGAGCGCAGCCUCAUUGCCCGCUUUGAGCGGGAGCGGCGGCCGCUGGAGGAGCUGUCGGAGGAAGACUGCUUCAUGCUGCGCUUCAGCCGCAUCCCUCGCCUGCCUGAGCGCAUGGCCACGCUCAGCUUCCUGGGCAGCUUCCUGGACACGGCCCAGCUGCUCAUGCCGCAGUUGAACGCUGUCAUCGCGGCCUCCAUGUCUAUCAAGUCCUCCGACAAACUACGCCAGAUUCUGGAGAUCGUCCUGGCCUUUGGUAACUACAUGAACAGCAGCAAGCGAGGGGCAGCCUAUGGCUUCCGGCUGCAGAGCCUGGACACGUUGCUGGAGAUGAAGUCCACGGAUCGCAAGCAGACACUGCUGCAUUACCUGGUGAAGGUCAUUGGCGAGAAGUACCCGCAGCUGUCCUGCUUCCACAGCGACCUGCACUUCCUGGACAAGGCGGGCACAGUGUCCCUGGACAGCGUCCUAGCUGAUGUGCGCAGCCUGCAGCGGGGCCUGGAGGUGGCGCAGCGGGAGUUUGUGCGGCAGGAUGACUGCACGGUGCUCAAGGAGUUCCUGAGGGCCAACUCGCCCACCAUGGAUAAGCUGCUGGCUGACAGCAGGACGGCACAGGAGGCCUAUGACUCCGUGGUGGAGUACUUCGGAGAGAACCCCAAGACCACGCCCCCCGCCGUGUUCUUCUGCCUCUUCAGCCGCUUCACCAAAGCCUACAAGAAAGCAGAGCAGGAGGUGGAGCAGUGGAAGAAAGCAGCGGCUGCACAGGAGGCGGGGCUGGACACCCCAGGCCGGGGAGAGGCCCCUGUGCCCAAGUCUCCACCCAGGGCGCGGCGCCAGCAGAUGGACCUCAUUUCAGAGCUGAAGCGGAAGCAGCAGAAGGAGCCGCUCGUCUACGAGAGUGACCGUGACGGUGCCAUCGAGGACAUCAUCACAGAUCUACGGAAUCAGCCCUACAUCCGUGCGGACACGGGUCGACGCAGUGCUCGCCGUCGUCCCCCGGUUCCGCCCCUGCAAGUCACCGCUGACCUCGCCCUGUAGAUGCCCGGUUGCAGGUAGAUGCUGAGGGCUGGGGGCUUGAGGACGGCUGUAACCUCAAACGCUGCUCAAGCAUCUCAGCCCUGAGACAGCCAUACUCAGCAGGAGCCUGGCCUGUGACUUUCAAGGCCAUGUUGCCGGCCUGGGCCCCUGACCCCAGGACUCUCCCUGAACCUUAUUUUUAUAAGAGAUUAAUAAAGGUGUUUGCAUAAUACCCAGGUCUGCA